CUCUACUUAGGUUAUAUAUACGAUCGGGCAGCAACCUCCUUUGUUCUAGAGCAGGCGAGAGAUGGCCAAAGCUUUGGUGGCGGCUCGGUUGGGGUUUCGACGGCUCUUCUCCAUCUCAGCCUUCACUCCCCCUCCUGCUGCUGCCCCUCCCCCGAAGGCUGACCCUUCGACGAACCUCUUCGUGUCAGGUCUGAGCAAACGAACUUCUACAGAGGGCCUUAGGGAGGCCUUUUCAAAGUUUGGGGAAGUUGUCCACGCUAAAGUAGUAACCGAUCGGGUUUCGGGAUAUUCCAAGGGUUUUGGUUUUGUGAGAUAUGCUUCAAUUGAAGAGGCAGAGGAAGGCAUAAAGGGAAUGGAUGGAAAGUUUCUUGAUGGAUGGGUUAUUUUUGCUGAGUAUGCUAGACCAAGACAACCACCUAAUCAAGAUCAGUCUUCACAGCCCCAAUUUAACAACUAUGGAUCGGCACCGCAAUCCAACUACUCAUCCCCAUUGUCUCAAUCUACCUCAUAUUACACAUCAGCUGCAACAUCCAACUAUUCAUCUCAAGCACCAUCACAGCCACCACUGAGCUCUUCUAGCUAUUCCCCUCAGGCAACACAACCUCCAUUAAGCAAUUCCUACUAUGCACCACAGACUUCACAACCUCAACAGAGCUAUGGUGGUUCAGUGCCUCCAUCAAACUAUGAAUCAGUGCAGUCUCAAUCAGGCUAUGCCUCGAGCUAUUUCAACCAUACACCUCAGACAUCGCAGCCCCCGCCGAGCAACGGGUCGGUCCCUGCAACCAACUAUGAAUCAGUGCAGUCUCAAUCAGGCUACGCCUCGAGCUAUUUCAACCAUACACCUCAGACAUCGCAGCCCCCGCCGAGCAACGGGUCGGUCGCUGCAUCCAACUAUGAAUCAGUGCAGUCUCAAUCGGGCUACGCAUCAAGCUAUUUCAACCAUUCCAAUGCUUCGUCGCCUCCAUUCAACUAUUCAUCAGAGAUAUCUCAGCCGACUUCGAAUCCGUCGACGGCGCCAUCAUGGUAUUCUUCUCCAACAUCACAGCCCGGGAGCUACAUGUCAGAGCCUCCUAACUAUGCACAAUCACACUAUGGAUCAUCACCAGUAUCCAACCAUUCUUCCCAGACUCAAAACAAUUCUCUGAAAUCCGAGAAUCCACUGAACAACUCUUCACCAAGAAAUUCAGAGACAUUUGAGCCUUCCUCAAGCUAUUCCUCUGAGCUGAAGUCCGACUUUGAGCCUGGGAGGGCAGCCAACUACUAGCAUUGAUGCUCUCUCUUGCAAGAGUGCCAUUUUACUUCAUCUCGCCUUCUAUUGAAGAUGAUUGAUUAUCUCUAAAAAAAUAUCUAAGAUAAUUUAAACUUUUAGAACUAUUGAGUCUGCUGGUAUAUGAAGCUUGUUAAUGCUGUUGUUCUUAGCAUAUUACGGUGAAAUUGUGAACUACAGAGACUUAAAAGUUUGCUACUUGUGCUGUUUUCAGGAAAUUUUGAUGGUUGCUAUGAUUGCUAGUAUGAUUCA
This is a messenger RNA of Dendrobium catenatum, 1519 nucleotides long. Its product is annotated as putative protein TPRXL. Gene Ontology annotation, molecular function: RNA binding. The coding region runs from base 62 to 1264 and encodes 400 amino acids. NCBI's taxonomy places the organism in Eukaryota, Viridiplantae, Streptophyta, Magnoliopsida, Asparagales, Orchidaceae. The record is from RefSeq and is a predicted model, not a curated record. The transcript has 4 exons.